This is a messenger RNA of Triticum dicoccoides, 1425 nucleotides long. RefSeq names its product premnaspirodiene oxygenase-like. Lineage: Eukaryota; Viridiplantae; Streptophyta; Magnoliopsida; Poales; Poaceae. The record is from RefSeq and is a predicted model, not a curated record. The transcript is spliced from 5 exons. Bases 1 to 1425 code for a protein of 474 amino acids. Gene Ontology annotation, molecular function: monooxygenase activity; oxidoreductase activity, acting on paired donors, with incorporation or reduction of molecular oxygen; heme binding.
AUGGAGGGCUGGUUAAGCUUGUAUUUCAUAGGCAUAUCCACGGUACUAGCCCUCUGGUUUCUCGUAUUCUUUGGCAGCAAGAGAAACCCCAAGAAGAAGCAACUCCCUCCCGGGCCGUGGACUCUCCCGAUCAUCGGAAGCCUCCACCACAUCGUUGGCGACCUCCCACACCGCAGGAUGAUGAAGAUGUCUCUCCAGCAUGGGCCACUGAUGUAUCUCAGGCUAGGUGAGGUCCCAACAGAUAUCAUGGGCUGUGGCGGUAUGGGCAUCAUCUUCGGCCCCUACGGGGAUAGGUGGCGCCAGAUGCGCAAGAUCUGCAUCGUGGCCAAGCAGGUGAGGCGUUUAGAGGGCAUCAAGGCCAACGAGGUAGGUAACCUCCUCCAUUCCAUGGCCACCGCCGGUGCUACCGUAAAUGUGAGCGCGAAGAUGGCAACACUCAGCAGCAAUGUUGUGACACGGGCAGUUUUCGGCGGCAAGUUCACACGGCAGGAUGAGUACCUCCACGAGCUAAGCAAGGUGAACGAGCUUUUGGGCAGCUUCUGCCUCGUGGACCUUUUCCCGUCAUCGUGGCUGGUGCGGUUGCUCAGCAAUGGUGAGCGCCUUAUGAGGAGGAGCUAUGGCCGUAUCCAGCACAUCAUCACUGAGAUCAUCGAGGGGCGCAAGGCUGCGCGAGCUGCCGGUGGCCAUGCCCGCAGCACCAAUGAUGAGGACCUACUGGAUGUACUACUCAGGCUGCAGGAAGAUGACUCGUUGACCUUCCCUCUAACUUCAGAGAUUAUCGGAGUCGUCAUUUUUGACAUAUUUGGAGCUGCUACUGGGACCACCGGAACUGCAGUGGAGUGGGCUAUGUCAGAGCUAUUGAACAACCCUGAAGCAAUGGCUAAAGCACAACAAGAAGUCCGGGAAGUGCUAGGCCAAGGUCGACAUGUCAUCAAAAGUACCGACCUCAGUGAGCUCCAAUACAUGCAGAUGGUCAUCAAGGAGGUGUUAAGGUUGCAUCCUCCGGCUCCGCUCGUCCCUAGAGAGACGAGAGAGGACUGUGAAAUCAUGGGCUAUGACAUGCCUAAAGGCACUAAUAUCUUUGUUAAUGUCUUUGCAAUUUCUCGGGAUCCCAAAUAUUGGGACAACCCCAAAGAGUUCAAGCUGGAGAGGUUUGAGAACAGCAAUGUCGAAUAUUAUGGGACGCAUUUUGAAUUCACUCCUUUCGGGGCUGGGCGAAGGCAAUGCCCUGGGAUAUUGUUUGCCAUGUCGACCGUGGAGAUUGUCUUGGCAAACCUACUCUACCACUUUGACUGGGUGCUUCCUGGAGGGGCAAGUGCAGAGUCAGUGGAUAUGUCUGAGAAAUUUGGGGUCAGUGUAAGGAGAAAAUUGGACCUGCAGCUGAUAGCCAUUCCAUAUAAACGUUCCAAGGCUAUUUCGAUAUAG